AUGGGAUGGGGAAGAGGAGACGCCGGAUCCGAACGGGAACGACGCCGUCAUUCACCCAUGCGUGGGAACGGGUGCCGGCAUCCCCCCCGCGACAUCCCCCCCGCGACAUCCCCCCCGCGACAUCCCCCCGACGACAUCCCCGACCCGCUCGGGAAGCGCAAAGAGAUCUCGUCGGGCAGGCUCCUGCCUCGAUGGGACUCUGUGCCGUCGCUUGACAGGAGAAGAGAGGAAGAAUUCGAUAUUGUAAUCGGUAUUUAUUCCUCGUCAGAUGAGCAUGGCAUUAUCCCGUUGCGUUCAGAUGUGAAGGGACCCCGCAGAGAGAAAGACAUGGCAGAGCGGCCGUGGCCGGACAUCCCGCCCACCUCCUCUGAACUCAUGCGAUGGGAGUUCCGGGUCUGGGCUGAACUCGAGGGAGGAGGGAUUCGUCUUUCAGAUUUGCUGAUGGAAAAGGGUGUAAUGCCUGGCGAUGAGGCCGUGACUGGGAUCGAGGCCGUGACUGGGAUCGAGGCCGAAUUGCUCGGGCAUGUUUUGUGCACAGUAAAUGGAAUUUUCGUGGAUUCAAUGUGGAAAUCUCCAAGGUUGAAAUCGCUGGGAUGCGUCCCCGUGAAGAUCCCCCUGCUGGUCGUGGCCUUCAUGGUCGGGAGCGUCAUCGCGAUGCUGGGGAUCCUCUGCCUCUUCCUCAAUCAGAUCUACUCGUCUCUCUUCAUCGUCUUUCUCAUCUCGAUCGUCCUCAUCUCCUCUGGAGGCGUUCUCGCGUUUGGGGGCCUCGCCGGCUCCAUAUUCAUCCUGUGCAAAAUCCGGCGGGCCAUAAAGGCCAAGGACGAGGAGAGGAAUGCGUGGCGACGGCGACAUACGCCGUUUUUUGUCGACUUGUCCAUGGUCUACUCCGCCGGGGAGGAGCAGGGAGGAGCAGAGAGGAGCAGGAAGGAGUUAAGAGGAACCGAGAGGAGCAGGGAGGAACAGGGAAGAGCUGAGAGGAGCCGGGAGGAGCAGGGAGAAGCUGAGAGGAGCCGGGAGGAGCAGGGAGAAGCUGAGAGGAGCCAAGUGGUGGUUGAUCUCAUCGCCCAUAGAGUUUUGUGA
This is a messenger RNA of Darwinula stevensoni, 1080 nucleotides long. Lineage: Eukaryota; Metazoa; Arthropoda; Ostracoda; Podocopida; Darwinulidae. The record is from the annotation of a GenBank genome assembly.